Molecule: messenger RNA, 2331 nt
Organism: Saxophila tyrrhenica
Lineage: Eukaryota; Fungi; Ascomycota; Dothideomycetes; Mycosphaerellales; Extremaceae
Gene: HSP78
Product: chaperone ATPase hsp78
Exons: 2
Coding region: 1-2331 (776 amino acids)
Biological process (GO): cellular response to heat; protein refolding; protein unfolding
Cellular component (GO): mitochondrial matrix; cytoplasm
Molecular function (GO): ATP binding; ATP hydrolysis activity
Source: RefSeq, a predicted model, not a curated record
AUGAUCACAUCCUUCGAACGCAGCGCUGCCCGGCGCAUUGCAAACGUUCGAUACCCUCUUCCCCGGCCGCACAAUCGACUCGCUGCCCCCGUCGCAACACGAUCGAAACGACCAGCGAGUGUACCGAGACUACCGCCAAUAGCAUCGAUUCAAUGUCGAGGCUAUGCCAAUGGAAGGGGGCCUCAUCCACCUGGAGGCACUCAUCGAAUGAACCUUGGUGGUGGCGAAGAGAAGCCAGCACUUGAGCAAUACGGCAUCGACCUAACAGCGCGCGCAAGAGACGGAAAGCUUGAUCCAGUCAUAGGUCGAGACGGAGAGAUCCAUCGCACAAUCCAGAUUCUGUCGAGGAGAACGAAAAACAACCCAGUCUUGAUUGGAGCAGCAGGAACUGGCAAGACAGCAAUACUCGAAGGGUUGGCGCAACGGAUCGUCAAGGGUGAUGUACCGGAGAGCAUCAAAGAGAAGCGAGUGGUAUCGUUGGAUCUGGGGUCAUUGAUUGCGGGAGCCAAGUUCCGAGGUGACUUCGAGGAGCGGUUAAAAAGCGUGUUGAAAGAGGUUGAAGAUGCACAGGGGGGUGUCAUUCUGUUCGUCGAUGAGCUGCACACUCUACUAGGAUUGGGCAAGGCCGAAGGCAGCAUCGAUGCGAGCAAUCUUCUCAAGCCUGCUUUGUCUAGAGGAGAAUUGCAGUGCUGUGGCGCGACUACUCUCAACGAGUACCGACAGAUCGAGAAGGAUGUUGGUGAGCCGUCGGUCCAAGACACUGUCUCGAUAUUGCGAGGUAUCAAGGACCGGUACGAGGUGCACCACGGAGUACGGAUCACGGAUGGGGCUCUGGUAGCUGCUGCUGCGUACAGUAAUCGAUACAUCACGGAUCGCUUCCUGCCCGACAAAGCAAUCGACCUGGUGGAUGAAGCAGCCAGCGCAUUGCGUCUCCAGCAGGAGAGCAAACCUGAUGCUAUUCAGGAGCUGGAUCGGCAAAUUAUGACUAUUCAAAUCGAGCUUGAGAGCUUGCGGAAAGAGACGGAUAUCGCAAGCAAAGAACGAAGGGAGCAGCUGGAGAAGUCUCUCGUCCUCAAGCAAGACGAAGCUGGCCUGUUGACUGAGAAGUGGGAGAAGGAACGAGCGGAGAUCUCUGACAUCAAGACCACCAAGGAGCAGUUAGAGACUGCUCGGGUGGAGCUUGAACAAGCCCAGCGAGAAGGCAACUUUGCGAAAGCAUCUGAGCUGCGGUAUGCUAAGAUACCAGAGCUUCAGAAGCAGCUGCCGCAAGAAGAGGGAGGUGAAAGCACUUCCUCAAUGAAGUCAUCGUCCGACGCGCUCAUCCAUGACUCCGUGACUGCAGACGACAUUGCCUCGGUCGUCAGCAAGAGCACCGGAAUCCCGGUAACGAAGCUCAUGGCCGGCGAAGUCGAGAAGCUCGUGAACAUGGAGGACUCGCUACGGCAAAGCGUCCGCGGACAGGACGAAGCCCUUACCACAGUCGCCAACGCUGUCCGCCAGCAACGAGCCGGUCUUAGUGGUGAGAACCGACCUCUGGCCUCCUUCAUGUUCCUCGGCCCUACUGGUGUCGGUAAGACGGAACUCUGCAAGAAGCUAGCCAGCUUCCUCUUCUCGACCGAAACAGCAGUUUUGCGGUACGACAUGUCAGAGUUUCAGGAGAAGCACACGGUCUCGCGUCUCAUCGGCUCGCCAGCCGGCUACGUUGGCUACGAAGACGCAGGCCAGCUCACCGAAGCUGUUCGACGAAAGCCUUACGCUGUCCUGCUCUUCGACGAGUUCGAGAAAGCACACCGCGACAUUAGCACUCUGCUGUUACAGGUCUUGGACGAAGGCUUCUUGACCGAUGCUCAAGGCCACAAAGUCGACUUCCGCAACACCAUGAUCGUCCUUACCUCCAACUUAGGCGCGGAAUUCCUGGUUGCGGACGAAAGCACCGGCAGCGAGAUCAGUGCGGACGUGAAGAUGCACGUCAUGGACGUCGUGCAGACUUCCUAUCCACCUGAGUUCCUGAACCGGCUGGACGAGUUCAUCAUAUUCAAGCGGCUGUCGAGAGACUCGCUGCGAGAUAUCGUCGACAUCCGGCUCAAGGAGCUGCAAGCUCGACUUGAUGACCGAAGGAUCGUGCUUGAUGUAGGUGACGAUGUUAAGGCAUGGCUCUGCGAGAAGGGCUAUGAUCCAAGAUAUGGUGCGCGGCCGCUCAAUCGGCUGAUUGCAAAGGAGGUGGGCAAUGGGCUUGCGGACAAGAUCAUUCGUGGGGUGGUCAAGAGCGGCGAUUCUGCAAAGGUUGUUGUGAGUGCGGAUGGGGAGCACCUGCAAGUGCUGGAGCCUUAA